Molecule: messenger RNA, 2795 nt
Organism: Haemorhous mexicanus (house finch)
Lineage: Eukaryota; Metazoa; Chordata; Aves; Passeriformes; Fringillidae
Gene: HSD17B4
Product: hydroxysteroid 17-beta dehydrogenase 4
Exons: 24
Coding region: 93-2309 (738 amino acids)
Molecular function (GO): oxidoreductase activity
Source: RefSeq, a predicted model, not a curated record
UGUUGUCCCUCCCGCGGGCGGGCCGGGGCCGGGCACUGGGACCGGGUCCGGGCAGUGGGGCCGGGCUGCGCGGAGCGGAGAGGAGAGGAGCGAUGGCGGCCGCGGGGCUGAGGUUCGACGGGCGGGUGGUGCUGGUGACAGGCGCCGGAGGAGGUUUGGGCAGAGCAUAUGCUCUGGCUUUUGCUGAAAGAGGAGCUUCAGUAGUUGUGAAUGAUCUUGGAGGUGAUUUUAAGGGAUAUGGCAAAAGCUCCUCAGCUGCUGACAAAGUUGUCGAUGAAAUCAGAGCAAAAGGAGGGAAAGCAGUACCCAAUUACGAUUCUGUGGAAGAUGGUGAAAAGCUUGUGAAGACAGCCCUUGAGGCUUUUGGGAGGAUAGAUAUUGUUAUAAACAAUGCUGGGAUUCUGAGAGACCGUUCCUUUGUUCGGAUAAGUGACGAAGAUUGGGAUAUAAUUCACAGAAUUCAUUUGAGGGGGUCGUUUCUGGUCACCCGAGCUGCAUGGAAUCAUAUGAAAAAUCAGAAGUUUGGCAGAAUAAUUAUGACGUCCUCAGCUGCUGGAAUAUAUGGAAACUUUGGUCAGGCAAACUACAGUGCUGCAAAACUUGGCCUUUUGGGUCUUGCAAACACAAUUGCAAUUGAAGGCCGGAAAUAUAACAUCCACUGCAACACCAUUGCUCCUACUGCUGGAUCCAGGCUGACCCAGACUGUCAUGCCACAAGAUCUGGUCGAUGCUUUCAAACCAGAAUAUGUUGCUCCUUUAGUAAUUUGGCUUUGCCACGAGAGCUGUGCUGAAAAUGGCAGUCUUUUUGAGGUGGGAGCUGGGUGGAUUGGAAAAUUGCGCUGGGAGCGAUCCUUGGGUGCCAUUGUCAGAGGAAAGAAUCAACCAAUGACACCUGAAGCAGUGAGAGAUAAAUGGGAGAAGGUGUGUGACUUUGAUAAUGCCAGCAAACCCAGAACCAUCCAAGAAUCCAUAAGUGUAUUGAGCGAUGCUCUAAGUCAGAUAGAAUCUCAAGGGAAUGUUUCUAUGAAUUCAACAAGCUCUGCAUCAGUGGUCUCUUCUUCUGUUGACACAGCAAGCAUUGUUGGCCGUAAAUUGGGUACCAAUGUGUAUAAAUACACUCACUUGGAGCCUAUUCUAUAUGCACUUGGUGUGGGAAUGUCUACUAAGGAUCCAGACCACCUAAAAUUUCUCUUUGAAGGAAGUGAAGAAUUCUGCUGUUUACCUAGCUUUGGAGUAAUUCCUGCUCAGACAUCGAUGUUUGAUGGUGUUCCUUCUCUUUCAGGACUAAAUAUUGAUCUUGCAAGGAUGCUGCAUGGUGAGCAAUAUCUGGAGCUUUAUAAACCAUUACCAACUUCAGGAGAAUUAAGGUCAGUUUCAACUGUUGCUGAUAUUCUGGACAAAGGAUCAGGAGCAGUCUUGCUAAUAGAUGUGAAUACCUAUUGUGGAAAGGACCUCGUCUGUUAUAAUCAGUUCUCUUUGUUUUUUGUUGGAGCUGGAGGAUUUGGUGGAAAACGAGCAUCAGAAAAGGCCAAGUUAACAGCAGCUCCACCCCAGAGAACCCCUGAUGCUGUAAUUUCUGAUGUUACAACAGCUGAUCAGGCUGCCUUGUAUCGACUGAGUGGGGAUUGGAAUCCUUUACAUGUGGAUCCAAGUUUUGCUGCUCUUGGAGGAUUUAAGAAGCCUAUACUUCAUGGACUAUGCACCUUUGGGUUCGCUGCUAGGAACGUUUUGAAGCAGUUUGCAAAUAAUGACGUGAACAGAUUCAAGGCAAUCAAGGUUCGCUUUGCGAAGCCAGUCUAUCCAGGGGAAACUUUGCAAACAGAAAUGUGGAAGGAAGGAAAUAGAGUCCAUUUUCAGACCAAGAUCAAGGAGACUGGAGAAGUUGCCAUUGCAGGGGGCUAUGUGGAUCUAGUACCAGCCUUGGAAAAGCCUUCUGCUCGAGAGUCUCUGAUGGCUGAAGGGCUGCAAAGUAACCUUGUGUUUGAAGAAAUUGGUCGUCGUGUAAAAGAGAUGGGAAAUGAAUUGGUAAAGAAAGUAAAUGCCGUAUUUCAGUGGGACAUCACUAAAGAUGGAAAAACAGCAGUGCAGUGGACAAUUGACUUAAAGAAUGGCUCUGGAGCAGUGUAUCAAGGACCUGCCAGAAAUUCUGCUGACACUACCUUCACUCUCUCAGAUGAGGAUUUUAUGGAUGUGGUACAACAAAAGAUUAACCCCCAAAAGGCAUUCUUUUCUGGUAAACUAAAAGUGAAGGGGAACAUCAUGCUGAGCCAGAAACUGGAAAUGAUCCUGAAAGACUAUGCCAAACUCUGAACUGCUGGAUCAUCUACCACAGCAGUGAAGAACUGUAGAAGAUUGAAACUCAAUUAGUUCAGAACCAAUGAUUUGCAGGCUAGUUAACAUCAAUGUACUGAUUCAUUAUACUGCUAAUACACAAGCUGAUUUAAUUGCUGUAGACAGAAGUUAUGAAAUGAAAAUAACUCUUCUUAUUGUCCCUUUCUAAUUUCUCAGCAAUGGUAGAGAAUCAUACUUUUCUGAUUGUACAUCUUUAUCUAAAUAAAAUAUAUUUAGUUCUUACAGAGAACCAUAUAUUUCUAUGUUAAUUCUGAAGAAAAUUAAAUCAAUAGACUUCAUUAAUAUCUCCUUUUAUGUGUCUGUCAGUCUUCAUUCAUCUUGCCUUAGAUAGACUUAGUUUCUAUGAGUCUAUCUGCUUUAUUAUUUAAACUAAUGUUUUUUUGUCUCAAGCUCUCAUGAUUGUAUCAAAGUAUCUGGAAGAUGGAAGUAAAUUCCAUUUAUUUA